Molecule: messenger RNA, 573 nt
Organism: Trichomonas vaginalis G3
Lineage: Eukaryota; Parabasalia; Trichomonadida; Trichomonadidae
Exons: 1
Coding region: 1-573 (190 amino acids)
Source: RefSeq, a predicted model, not a curated record
AUGCAAAUGAUUUAUGGUAAACAAAUAUUUAACUUAUGCAAUAUCACAUCAAACAGAGUUGCAGAAGAUAUUGCAGGUUAUGGCAUGGAAUGGGUAACAUCAGAUUCCUUCAUUCAAUUCACUACAAUUAGAUCAAAUAAUCAGUCAGAAAGUAACGGUUUUGCACUAAAUUAUCACUUUUCAUUAUCUAAUGAACAAAUCUCAGUAUUAUCAUGCAAUUAUAUUGAAAACGGAGAUUCCAGUGGUGAAGGAAAUUUAAUCUGUGCAUGGCCAAAACUUUAUAUGUUUGGAUGCUGCAUUGUGAGGAAUGAAGUUAAAUAUGUCAUUUACAAUGGAGGAGGUUCAGUUGUUGUUAAUAAUUCAUACACAGAUAACAAUCAAACAUUAGGACAAUCAGUUGAAUUUACAAACACAAUUUCGAACUCAGAAUGCAAAUAUUAUACAGUAAAUAUCAUCAAUAAUGCGAACAAAGAAGAUAAUGACGAUGAUGAUUCAUUUUUUAUCAAAAAAGUCAAACAGAACGUUCGAUAUCUUGAUAACCGACCAAAAAUCAUAUAUUUCGUUCUAAAAUGA